Molecule: messenger RNA, 9456 nt
Organism: Tetrahymena thermophila SB210
Lineage: Eukaryota; Ciliophora; Oligohymenophorea; Hymenostomatida; Tetrahymenidae
Product: tetratricopeptide repeat protein
Exons: 10
Molecular function (GO): protein binding
Source: RefSeq, a predicted model, not a curated record
AUGGAGAAUGUAGAAGAGGAUUAUUAGUAUGAAUAGGAAGAAGGUGGUCAAAGUAGUUAAAAAAUAUAAAAUGGUUAUUAUGACCAAAAUUAGCAAAUAGAUGAAUAAUCUCAUGAAGAUGAUGCAGAGUGGCACGAUUAGGAAAAUCAAAAUGGCAGCAAUUCAGAUCUUCCUUAUGAAUAAAAAAUAUUAAACAAGAGACUGAAUGAUGCUGUAUAAAGCAUUAGAUAAGAUGAAAACCUCGUUUAAGCACUUAAUGAAAUUUCUUAGUUGGUUUUAAAGGCGAAAGAAUUUUUAGAUGAUGACAAAUAUAAUUAUAUGUUUGAGACGGUUAUAAAGGUGUUAAAUAAAGAUUCAGUCGAAGCUUUAAACGAAAACAAUUGGGAAAAGUGUUCAUAGAUAUUAAAUGUUUGCGAUGAUUUAACUUAGCCACACAAAUAUGGAUUUUUUGUAGAAAUGAGAGCACUUUCACUUAAUAAUUAGGGUUGCAUGUAUAAGAGAAUGUAAGAUUAUGAAAAAGCAUUAGCUUGCUUCUAGAAAGCAUUAUAUUUGUAGAUAUAACAAGAAUCAAGGCUCUAUUUAGGUUAUACUCAUCUCAAUUUAUCAGCAAUACUAAACUAGAUUGGAGACCACAAAUAAGCACUAAGCCAUGCUAAAAAGUCUGUAAUUUAAUUACAUAAAGACUUUUAGGAAUAUCAAAAGGAGAAUAAAGAUAUUUAGUUAUUAAAGUAAAUGGAAGGUUAUAUCGAUGUUUGCAACAAUUUAGCUCUUGCAUUCUACAAUGUAGCAGUUGAAGAAGAAUUUUUCAAUAACAUUGAUAUGGCUACAUUAAAUUAUGAAAAUGCACUUACCUUUUCAGAAGAAAAUUUGGGCUUAACUCAUCAUAUGACAAACAAAUUCAGAGAAACCUUGAACGAAUUUUUAUUGAAACUCUAAUAAAAAGAAGAGGAAGAGUUAAAUAGAAUGGGCAAUGACAAGCCUUAAAUGAGACCUAAAGGGCAGGUGAAAAAAAUAGUUAUUUCUUCAAAUAAAAUGAAUAGACCUAGCAGUGCUCCGAAAAAGGGAUAGCAAGCACUUGAUUAAAUUGCUUAGAUCGAAAAAAAAAUUUCAACUAUAAAAGAUGCAUAUAAUUUAAAGGGUUCUGAUUUUGAAUUCAAAGGAAAUUAAGUCAGAAUACGCUCUGCAAACAGAAGACCAAACUAGAUUAACAAUUAAAACAUAAAAAUAGUAUAAAAAAAGGGGAACUCACCCAAUGCUGAUAGAUUAAAUUAACAGCAGAUUUAGUAAAAUCUCUAAAACCCAAUAUAAUCUCUUUAUUCUUAGCAAUCAAACCCUUAAUAAUUUUACUAAAAAUAUUUAACUGAUGCAAAUGGAACUAGAGGAGCAAUCACUGCUUCUAUUCGUUUUCAUCGUACCCCAGAACAAUCUUCUAAUAAAGUAUUUAGGAUUGCCUAAAGAGGAGUUCCUGUUACUGGUAAUCAUAACUCUAGUAGAGUCUACUUAGACUAUUCUUAAAACUCUCAGAAUAUAUCAUAAUCUCAUUAAAACCACCCAUUAGUAAAUAAUUAAAGACCUUCAAAUUCAAAACUGCGUCCCACCUCUGCAAAUCCUAGAGGAUUUAAAAAAGAUUUGUAAAAUGAUUAUUAAUAGCAUAAUAUCAGCUACACAUAGGGAGUUAAUUUUGACAAUAGCUAUGUAAAUACUAGCUUUUAGCAUAAUUAAUCUCUAACAACUGGAGAUUAUUAGUAAUAGAGUUAAAAGUUCCCUUAUUAGUAUCCUAUGUUAAAGAGAAACAAUAAUCAUGAAAAUAACUACGAUCAGACUGCUAUGAAUGGUCCAAGAUAGAAUUAAAAUUUUGCACACAACUCUUACAAUCAAGGUUAAUCUUCUUCUUUUCAUAAUAAUUCAAAUGGCAGAAUAAACGUAAAUAGUGCUUAAAAUAAUUCUCAAUAUAGCUAAUUAAAUGGUACUGGCAUCAGUAUUAACUAAAGUACUGGGUAUUCUACUAGGGGAUUUAAUUAAUCACAACAAUAAAAAAACACAAACAAAGCAUACGUAAAGCAGUAAUCUCCAAAUAAAAAUAAAAGAGAAGUAACUUUCACUGAAGAAGAUGAGCCUGAAUAAGCUUAAUUCAACAACUAAAAAUAUUAGCAGGCUGCUUAUAAUAAUUAUUUUAACCAAAGCAGUUAAUAAGACAAUUAUCAAGAGUCAAAUUAAAACUAUAGUAAUCAUAUUUAAAAUGAUUUAAAUAAAAAUAAUAAUUAUCAAAUGCAAGUAGAAAAUCAGUAUGCUUAAAGAAAUUAAUAGCCAUCAUAGCAAUAUCAAUAGCAGCAAUAGUAAUAUUCAAAUUAAAUGAAGUAGGCUAAUAAAAAGCAUUAUGAUGAUUUCUAUCCCGAAGAUGCUAACAAUGGAGGGGCAGAAGAAGUGUACGAAGCUAUUUAAGAAGAAGAUGAAAACGAUAUAAAUAACCAUCGUUCGGUUUCAGUUGCAGCUGUUUAGCAAAUGCAAAAUAAUGUUGUAGAAAACUAUGAUUUAGAUUGGGAAGAAGAUGUUGAGGAGAACUAUGAAGAAGGAAAUGCUUAAACAGAUAAACAAGUCAAAAUAAAUUAAUCUGAUUUUUUGAAUAAUUUAAAAUAAAUUAGCUAGAAAAAUCUGGAAGAUAAAAUUUAGAUAGAUUAAGAUAUUGAGCAGAAAAGAAGGGAGCAGGAAGAACUGUAGAAAAAAAUAGAUUAGCUUAAAGAAUUAGAGAAAAAAGAGCAAUAGAGAUUGGAAGAAUAAGAGAAGAUCAAGAAGUUGUAGUUGAAUGAAAUCUAAACAAAAGAGUAGUUACUUAAUUAAAGAAUUCAAGAAUUAAUAAGAGCUGAAAAUGAAGAAAAACAGAAAUAUGCAAAGUUAAAAGAAUAAGAGGAAAAAGCAAGAUUGGAUAGACUUAAGGAGUUAGAACAAAUUGCCAAGUAGGCUGAAGAGCAGAAGCAAAAGCUUGAGCUUAUCAAGUAAAAGGAAAUAGAAACUAAUAGUAAUUUAUAAAGAUCUAUGAGGAUAGGAAGUGAAGAGUAAUUAGGAUCUUAAAUCUCUGAGAGACCUUCUUCUUCAAAAAGAAUACUAAUUAAAAAAUCUUCUGGGUUGCAACUUUAAAACAACAGCUAAAUUAAUUAGGACUCUGAACUUUCAGAGGAAUCUCUUAAUUAAUAGCUGAAGUCCAACUAAAAUUAUAUUAUAAUUAAGGAAUUCAGUGAAAGAGACAUAAAUAUAUUUGAAGCUGAGAAACCUAGUUCAUCAUAUUCCUCAAGAAUGACUUCUACUUCAUCUUCAACAAGAAGAGGUUUAAUUGCAGUUGUUUAUGAAAUUAACUUGUAUAUGCUGAUUAUAAUUUAUGUUGAUAAUUAAGUAAGACUUCAAUAAUAGUCAAACCAAUCUUUCUAAAUUUAAGUUUUAUCUACAUCAUCGCUUCGUCGUAAGCAUGAUCAGUGGUAACACACUAUUGACUGGUCAGACUUCAGUUCAUAUCUAGAGCAAAAAUAGCCUGAGGAGCUAUAAGCUAUGUUCUUGAAUAUCUUUGAUUCUUAAAUUGAAUAACAUCUCAGAGUUAAUUUAAAAGAAAAAUUUAUAACGUUAUCUAACAUGAAGAAGAUAGAACUAUUUGAGAAUAACAACAAAAUUACUUUCAAGUUUCAGCUCAAAAAAAGUGCUAAAUCGUCUUACAUUGAGCUAGAUAACACAGCUUAAUCUUUGAUUGAAUUGAAAAAUGAAAUUUUACUUAAGUAAAUUAAGUAAGAGGAUAUUAUUUAGUAAUAUGAGUCGAUUAAUCUUUAUUGCAGUAGUGGAAAUGAAAAAGCAGGAGUAUUCGGAGUAUUCUAUGAUAGAGUAAAGCAACAAAUUGUAUUUGAAUUUGUUACUUUAUUAUCUGAAGAAUUAUUUUGCAGAUAUUCCUAUCAUCAUUAUGUUGAUGUAUCUUGUUUGAAAGACCACUAUAAAGGAGGAGAUUACUUAAGUCACUCCGAAUUCACUAAAGUAAUAAAGAUGAUAUAUGAGGAGUACCAAAAAGUUAGUCUUUAGGUAAGAGCAAUAGACGAAAAGGAAGAAAAUCAAUUAUUUUACCCUUUGAAAAUUCCUUUCUCUUAAAAAUGGAGCUACCUUGAAAUACUUUAGGACACACCAAAGCAUACUAUUGAGGCACAUUUUCUACUUACGUAGAAUUCUUCAAUUUUUAAAACUUCUUUGGUUAUAGAAGAAACAUUAAAUGAGAAGCAAAAAACAGAAUUAACAGAAGAAGAUAUUUAAAAUUUAAUAUAAAAUGCUGAAGAACAACUCCUCUAAAAGAUUAAGCAGGAGGAUAUAUUGAUAAAAUAUCACUAAUAAUAAAUUAUCUCCAUAAAGGGUAAAAAUAAAGCAAACAAAACAAAAAAUGGCAUACUAGGUGUAUUCUAUCUUAGAGAGAGUGCUAUGAUUAUAGUUGAAUAUAUUGCAGUAAGAAACUUUGAUAUUGAAGACACACACACAUAUUAGCAUAUAUUAGACUUGAGAUUAGUAAGUUAGCAUUACAAUAAUGGUGAAUAUUUAAAUAAUGAAGAAAUGACUAAAGUAAUUAAUGAAAUAUUAGAUUAAUACCUUUCAGUUGAAUCUUAGAUUACAAUUGAGCCUCAUUAUUUGAAAAUUCCAUUCAAUCAGGAUUGGCAAUUCGAAGAAAUUACCUAAAACGAAGAGACAAAAGUUUUUACAUUUUUCAAUUUCUCUAUUCGCGCUUAGGGUAAAACAAUAGUUGAGAAAAAACAAACAAUUCAGAAUCUCCUCCCACAAUCUAAAAAAAAUAAAAAAGUUUAAUAAAUGCAAUACUCAGAGUAAGAGGCAGAAGCAGCAUAAAAAAUCCAACAAUAUUACAAAAUAUAAGAGAAUUAUAAGUUGACAAAAAGAGAAAUUCAAAAUAAAAAAAGAUUAAUUCUCUCAAAAAGAAUUAACAAAGAAAGUUAACCUUAUUUCAUAUAAUUCUAUGAAGAUUUGUCUUAAAAGAAGUAUUUCUGUGUAGUACAAAGUUUGAAUUCUAGAAAGUCAUUUAAUUACAUCCAUUUCAUUUAAGAAAUAAAAGAAAAAUUAGAAGCAAUAUUGUAAAACCCUAAUUUGAUCUUUGAAUACUACAUACUUGAUACAUAAUAAAAGAAAUUAGUUUUUAAAGAUAAAAAAGAUGACGCAGCUAAAAAAAUUACUAAAUUUUUCUACUUAGUUAAGAGAUAAAAAUCGCUACAAAACAAGGUAAAAAGAGCAGAUAUUCCUUUUAAGGUUUUAGCCCUCAGAAAAAUUAAUUUUGAAGAUAAGUAUUAUCUUUUUACAAUUGUUGAAAAGAAGAAGAAGAAUAGUAAACAUUAAUUCACUGCAAAAGUAGAAACUCUUAACUAAAAAGGAGUUAAUAGAUGGAAAAGUGAAAUACCUAUUUCCUCUUACUUCGCUAAGACUAUUACAUCUCACAGCCAUUUGAUUUAAUCUUAGCAUAAGAUAUCAAAAAAAUAAAAGAAAAUAAAUCCAUUUAAUUAUUUCGAUAUUGAUUUUGAAAGGAGACAAAUUAGUGUAAAGCAUUAGGUUGAAAAGCAAAUAUCUUCUUAGUAUAUAUCAAGGAAUAUAAAGGGAAGAUAUUAGGUUUAAGCUAAGUUUAUAGUAAAAAAGCCACUGAAUACUAACUAAGACUUUUUGUUUAGCAUAUGUAAACAUACCAAUAAAAAGUCAAAAGGAUUUUCUGGUUUAAUUGAAACUAUUAAAGCUUCUAAAUAGCUCAAGAUAAAUUUAAAGUUAAGUUCAAUUGAAGCAAAAUAUUUAAUAUAACAAAUAAAGAAAAAUACUCUUAAUUUUGAAUAAGAGUUUAAUUUAGAUAUUGAAAAGAAUGUUUUUGAGUUGAAAAAAGAAAGGAAACAAAUAAUUGCUUAAAGCUACAUUUAAGGUUUUAUCAAGUCUAGACUUAGAUUCAGAAAACUUUUUAAAGAAUUGUUUAUCUAUUAAGUAAAAAAAUGUAUUUCAACAGAAAUUCAUGGUAAGAGAGUAAAAUACAUGUUCAUAAUUACGAAAAAGCUAAAUCAAAAAAUAACUACGGCUUAAGUUUUAGUCACUGUGGGAAAAAACAUCAACAAGAAAAUAACAAUUCCAAAUGUUUUUGGCAAAUACUUCAAUUUAGAAAAUAGAAUUAUGAAAGAUAAGUGGGAUCCAACAAGAUAUUUCGAAAUAGAUCCUAUUUAUGGUUUCUUUGAGUGGAAAAAGGGCAAAAAAGAAGAGGUUGCAAUCAAAUUAAUUAUUUCUUGUUUGAGGAGAAGAAAUUUCCAAAAAUAAAUCAAAAAAUGCUAAAAUCUUAAAUUCAUCCACAAGAUAACACCAAAUAUUUUGCUCACCAUAAGAUCAAUUGAUAGCAUUGCAACUCCCUAUAUAAUUAGAGCUGAUUUAAUAAAUAAGAGUUCUUCUUCUAAAGUAAAACCAGGUGUUUUGAGAAUUACAUUACCAGAAUAUGAAUCUUUGAUAAAACAUGGCAAUAAUCUUUAAAACUAAAUAAAAGUUGAUGAAAAGACUCUCUAAAUAAGCAUUUAAGAAGAGAAUAUGAAUAUUGAAUAGGAUAUUUCGACUAACAAUAAUAUAACUGAAAGUAAAAUAAAACCUCUUUUGCAAAAUAAUUCAAAAACCAACUUUGAUGAAUAAAUAGAUAUGUCACCAAUCAAAAAAAGAUAAAACUCAGGGUUGAUCACUUAAAACGAAAUACAAGAAGAUUUUGCUAGCAUAUCAAGAGCAUUCUAAAGUAAUUAGAGAAACAAAGAUGAUGGAGAUUUAGAUUUAUCUCCUUCUAUUGAUAGAUAAUCAGACCAUGGAAAGGAUUUCGAAAAAUAAAAGAUUCACCUUGAAAGUGCUUUUGAUAGAAGCACUCCUGCCUCUAAUAAAAAUAUUUAGCAAUAAAAUCAUCAAAAGUCAAAAGAAGAUUUCAAUUAAGUUUAAGAAAAUAAUAAUGAGAGUUCAAAAAAGAAUGACCAUCAUACAAAGGAAUCUUAGUAGAAAAUGUAGUUUAAAGAUAAUUAAAAUGAUUUUGAUUUUGAUGAUCUUGAAUAUGAUUAAAGCUAUGAAAAUACUUAAAAGGAAUCACCUAUGAAAACUUAAAGAUCAGAUUAAAAAUAAUAGUUAAGCAAUUAAAAAGAAGAAAAUUACAACUUAGAAGAGUUAAGAGGAUCAUUUAAUUAAGAGGAAAAUAAAUAUGAAGAUAACGAAUUUUAUGAAUCAGCUGCUGAAAACUAUGAAAAAAGCUAAAAUAAAAACUAGGCCACCCAUUUUUCGGACAGUAAAGAUUAAAAAACAGAAUUAAACAACCAUUAAAAGAGCAAAGAUAAUUUAAAGAAAACUGAUUCCUAUGAUAAGAUUCAUAAAAGCUAAGACCAUAACAACAACAAAGAAAGAGGGUUUGAAUUAGACAUUUCCCCUACUCCUAAAAAGCUGAAUUAAAGUUAAUAAUCUUUAAAAAACGUUAAACAAGAAGAGGAAAAUCUCCAAAGGUUCAGUCUUACAGAAGAAGAUCUCUUUGAUUAGUCAUAAGCAAAUUAAUAUAAGUCUAUUCAUCAUGAACAAAAAGUGAAUUAAUAAGAAAAGCUCUAAAAUUUAGUUUUAGAUACAAUCGAAAUCUAUAACAUUUCAAAAAAGAAUUAAAAAACAUCUUACUCAACUUUAAUUCUUGAAUCUAAAUUCAAUAUCGAAAGUUCUUAAAUAUAAUUUUCUUGUCCAAAUAACCACCAUAUUAAACAAGUAGAAUAUAAGAUAGACUUAAACAAAUUUAGUUUUGGCAGUUUAAAAGAUGGAUAAUUAAAUACGAUAAAUUAAGAGGAAGCAAUCAAUCAAAUAUAGGAAUACAUGUAUCUUAAUUUGAUGGUUUAUGUAGUUGAAAAUAAAGAAAUAAUAGUUCUUUCAGAAGAAUAGUUAAAUUUAAUUAAGAAAAUUCAAAAGAAAUUCAUGUUAAAGCACUAUCGUCUGAAGUACUAGAUGAAAAUUACUGAUGAGUUCCUUGCUACAUCUUAUUCUUGCUAAUUGCAAUUAGGAGCUAUUAAAAAAGAUUUAUUCGUUCUUGUGAUAACCUAAUAGCUUUCUCAUAGAGAAGAAAAUAAUGAGUAAGUAAAAAAAUUCGUAAAGUUAUCUGAUGUUUCAGUGAGAAAGAUCUCAAGAAAUAAACAAAAAUAUUUAUUUGAUAACGUGCAUUUUGAUUAAAUAAAUAGAUUCUUCUAUUUUGAUUUAUCUUAAUUUUAAAAAAUCUUAGAGUAAGAUAAAAUAAAAGAAUAAUAAAAUAAUUAGAAAAUAGAAUUAAAUUAAUAAGAAUAAAGUCAUCAAAACUAACAUGCUAUUCCUCAUAGCCAUACCAACCAUGACAAUCAUAAGUCCAAUAAUCAUUAAAAUUCUCAACAUGAACAUGAUAAAAGUGAACUUCACUAAGAUAAAAAUAAAUCUGAGAACUAAUAGCAGCAUAAUAGCAGAAAUAGCCUUGAUUAACCAAUAAAACAUAGAAAUUCUAAUUCUAGUCUUCAUAAUAAAUAAUAAGAUCAUUAAAUUUAAUCAAAAAAGAGUAUUAAUUCUAAUUAAAACUCUCUUUAAUAUUUUGACGAUGAAGCUGAAUAAAAUAAAAAAGAUACUAUCCAUCAUAAUCAUAAUGGGUAAUUUGAAUAAUCAAUUCCCCCAACUCACAAUCACAACCAUCAAAAUAGUAUAGAUUAAAAUUUUGAAAAUUAAGCAAAUAAUUAUUCACAUCACUCUGAUUAUUAUGAAGAUAAAUAAGAUAUAGAAUAAUCUUAAUAAGUUUUAUUAGUAAAAGAUUUAAUAGUAAAACAGAUUGGAUACAAUCAAAAAUAAUAUAAAAUCUCAGCUUACUGGCAAUAAGAUUAAAAUAUGGUGAUAUUUAAAGAAGAUUAAAAGAAUUCCUUGAUAAAGCCAUAUAACUACAAUGUAAAUGAAGAACUCGAUUUGUAUUCCUUAGAAUAAUUUGCGAACAAUUUCAUUACUGACUGUGUUAUUGAUAAAAAUAGAAUAAUUUAUAUGGGUAAGCUAAGUGAUGCAGCACUAAAAUUAUAGUCUAUAAUUUAAAAAGAAAUGAUUGCUAAAGAAAUUGAUAUAAACAUUGCAAAUGCAAAGAAAUUAGGUAAUGCCCAGUUUGGAAGAAAAGGAAGAAAUUGGUUCGUUAAAUUAUUUACUUAUAGUGAAUUUAAAAUACUUGAUAGUCUAGAAGCUGAAAAAAACGAAAAUGUUUAAUUAAAGCAAGAAAAAGUAUUAACUGAUUAUUUAGAAAUUAAAAAAAUGAGUAAAUAAAAUAGGUAAAAAAUAAUAAAGUAUUUUGGGUUAUUGAUAAAUUCUAACAUCGAAGUAAUUGCUGAUUAAUUUAAAUUUAUAGAUAAAGAAGAAUUCCUAAAAAGUAUUUCACUACAAAUCUUCUAAUCACCAAAAAAGGAAUAAGUUUUGGCUUGA